GCCAUCUUGUAUUAUCAAAAAUUUCAUCUUCUUCCUUUUCUGGCCGCAUUUGCAAUAGGGCUCAUGAUUAAAUGCCAAAAUAUAUUAUUUAGUGGUGGAAAGAACAAAACAAAAACCUCGUGUGGAAUCAAUAAGUAAAGAAAAUGGCAAGCAGUCAAGAUAUAGAAUCUCAAGGCAUCGGUCUUCAUGCAAGACAUGGCGUCCCCGAACCCGAAUUUCCCGACAUUCAGGAGCCCGAGCCCGCACUUCCACAGAAGAGAUAUGUUAAUAUUUACACGUUUACCCGUGUUUUAUGUGGCCUUCUUAUCGUAACAAAUACAGCGAUGGAUUGGGCGUUGUACGCUGAAUUAGAUAGUAACUGUAAAGACAUAAAGAAGCGCUUUUUAGUUGUGACCAUCAUUGGGACAAUCCUCACCAUCGCUCAGAUUUGGAAUAUAGUCUACCAAGUCAAAGUCAACUAUAAGGAAGAUUUCAAGUUUCAGGAGCCUUUGAAUUACGUGGAUGGCCGGACGGAAGCUAUGCUAAUGGUCUUAUUUGUAGAGCUGCCUCAGCUUUUUCUAUUGCAAGAUUAUUCAAAGUCCUCAUGUGACAAAGCAAAACAUUGUUCUACUGACGGAGAUUCCGGCGGAUCCACUACGGUAACCAAAGAUCCACCUAACAUAGACGGCGUUAUUGAUAUAAAAUUUCUAACUGGGUGCGCAGUUGUUGGCUUGGUUAGUUGCCACUUCCGGUAUCAUUUGAGUAGACCACUACCCAGAUUUGGCAGGAGAGGGGUUGAUGAUGAGUAUAAGAUGUUGAAACUACAACAGACGCCAGUUCUGAAACUAAUCAUCUGGUUUGACCAAAUUUUACCGAAAAUUCUUCGGUUUGUGGGACUGGACAUCCUUUGUUUAUGUCGAAAAUUCAAGAUACCAAUGGUUUUCGGGGACUGCCUCUGUGAUCACUUGACCCCAAUAUGGCGCUGGUCCUACUUCGUCAUUGAAUGCUGGGUCUGUCGUUUUACCUACUGCCCAAAGCGAGACAGAGGCGAGGUAUGGUUCGUGAACCGGAUGAGGAUGCUACGUCGCAGACCGGGUUUCCUGUGCCUGAACAAGGAGGAUCCUUAUUUCUUAGGCGUCUAUUUUCCUUACUUUUUCAUUUCGGCCUUGUUUGUUUUUCUUAACCUUAUGGAAACGUAUUACUGUUCCUUACCAUUUUCUGGGAAAAUGAAACCGGUUUCUGAAGUAGUUCGCUUCGUAUACAAUUUUACGCUUUUUAGAUAUAUUUAAAGCCUGGCCCAAGUUAUUGCUUCCAUCACUUUUUGAUAAGUAUUAACAAAAAUACACAUACCUGUGAAAGAGGUACAGUUGAAAUCGACGAAAUGGAAAAUAUCCAAGGUAUCUGCUAUGACACAUUAUCCCUUUUCACUUAUAAAAGUUGACAGGAACGAAAACAAAUUUCUUACGGAGAUUAUGAUGGGAAAUUUUUUAAACUUUUCUCCAUUCGGACGUAAUCGGGACACCUUGUGCAAUUUUUAAACAUUAUCAUCCGGGCUUAACUAUGGCUGAUGCAAUGCAAAAUCCCCGUUUCUAUUUUGCGAUGUGUAUUGAAACCUGAAGCGUUAGAGGGGGCGUUUUAAAACAGAUAAUCUGGACAUUUUUCAUAUUAGUGGAUGAACGUAGUUUAAGCACAAAAGGUAUUUAUUAUUAUCGAAAUAUCAAGCGAAAAGUGAUGGAAGCAAAUUCUCGGGACAGAGUAUAGAAACAUUAGUUUGUUCUUGAACAUUAAAUGUGCGUGUCCACUUAGGUCUAAAUAUCUUUUGAUAAUUUGAUCUUUGGGACGAGUUUUAUCUAGAAAAAAAUACCCUUUUUGGUAGAUGCACAGAUCUUGUUUUUGUUUGCUGAGGGGACUUGAUGGUCCGGGCCAUUUUUUAGACUAUAUUAAUUUCCUUUAUAAGAGAGCUAUGUAUUUAGAUAUAGGAAUUAAAUCAAAAUUAAAAGCUAACUCAUAAAGAUUUAUGGAAUUGUUAUUUAGUAUAUGAUAGUUUAUAGCUUAACAAAUUAUAUCUGAAAUUUUAAGGUUCAUGAAGAUUUGAUUUUUAAUUUGUUCGUUUUGUUGACCACCAAGCCUCCCAAAAUUUUGCCAUCUUGGCAAAACACAUACUGAUAUAUGCAUUGAAUACAGUCAUGAUCUUAAUGUUAAAUUAUCAUGUAUUCAAUGUGAUCUGUUAAGUCUUAAAAUGGACGUAAUUAUAUGAGGUGUUUACGUAAAACACACGAGCUAGAAAUUUAUUCAUUGUCUAGACGUAUAUGCACACUAAACUAUAAUUAUAUUAUAAAAGGAACACCAAUUUUGAAAAUAUGGCCCAUCCAGGUCUGUUUUAUUUAUUCAGAAUUUUUUGCCGGUGAAGAGACCUGAAAUGGGGGGGGGGGGGGGGGUGGUUCAAGCCAAUUGCCACCACCCUUUCACCACUUAUACUUUUAAAAGACAGAUAUUGAAAAUUGCUAUAAAAGUGAUAGUAUACAGUGUACCUCCAUCCCCUUUAGUUCCCUGCCCAACUAAGCGAUGUUUUUUUUUUUUAUAUAUCUCUUUGUUGUUGUUGUUGCUUUUUGUGCUUAUUAGAAUAUUUUUUUGCGUAUAUAUACGGUAACUGAUUUUAUUUAAGUUUAAUGCUAAGUAGCUGGUAUAUUGUAUCUACAUUUUUUAUACACGCAGAUGAUAAAUAUUGCAGAAUGUGAUCAUAUAUAUAUAUUGAGGACCCUGUGAUAUUAAUAUUAAUUAACAAGAGUUAAUGCAAUAAUAAAACCAGAAUAAACAAGACAUUCUUGUGAUGUCCAAAAAUAAAAUUAGCUGCUUUACCUGAUUGUAGAGCAUAUUAUAUGGACGCCUCAAAAAGUGAUCAUUUAUUGUUUGAAACAGAAAUAACAAAUCAAAGCAAUUUAUUAAAUUUCUAAAAAUAGGUAAAUGGUGGUUCCUUCCAUUGUAUGAAUUUGUUGUAACGGUAAACCGUUUGGUGUUCGACAACAAUAACGAAAAAAAAAUAUGCGAAAACCUAGGAGGAGGAGGAGGAGAGAAGGAGUAGGUCAUAAAUUUUUGAAGAUCGAAACUCCA
Magallana angulata is the source of this 3090-nucleotide messenger RNA. RefSeq lists its product as uncharacterized. The record is from RefSeq and is a predicted model, not a curated record. The transcript is spliced from 3 exons. Bases 144 to 1268 code for a protein of 374 amino acids. NCBI's taxonomy places the organism in Eukaryota, Metazoa, Mollusca, Bivalvia, Ostreida, Ostreidae.